Molecule: messenger RNA, 1355 nt
Organism: Naegleria gruberi
Lineage: Eukaryota; Heterolobosea; Eutetramitea; Acrasida; Naegleriidae
Product: meiotic cell division protein pelota
Exons: 1
Coding region: 153-1322 (389 amino acids)
Biological process (GO): ribosome disassembly; RNA surveillance; nuclear-transcribed mRNA catabolic process, non-stop decay
Cellular component (GO): cytoplasm
Source: RefSeq, a predicted model, not a curated record
CAAGGAACAAUUUUAUUCUCAUCAUAAUUCGAAUUGAAUUUUGAACGUUUUGGAGUUAAGAAUAUUGCAUCUACACACAAUCAACAAGAACAUUAAAACCGUUUAGUAUUAUAAAAUAACAUUAUAAAUUAUCAUCAUCAUCACCAAACAAUAUGAAAUUAGUAAAGAAAGAUAUUGCGGCAAAGGACGGAGAAGGCUACGUUGAAUUAAUACCGGAAAUUGAUGAAGAUUUCUGGCACAUGUAUCAUAUUAUUGCUAUCAACGAUAGAGUGAGAGCAACCACCAUUCGUAAAGUUUCAAAGGAAACUAACACUGGUCUCGUCUCCAAUGAAAAAGUCAAAAUUACAAUAACUAUUGCCGUAGAAAAGAUUGACUUUGAUCCGAAUGGUGGAUCUUUCCGUGUUUCAGGAAAAAACAUUUCUGAAAACAAGUACAUUAAACUUGGUCAAUAUCACACAUUUGAUUUGGAAUUGAAUAGAAAAUUGUCUAUUUCUAAAGGAAGAUGGGAUCAAGUAUUUUUGGAUCGAAUUGAAGAAGCUACAGACAUGACUAAGAAUGCUGAUUUGGGUGCCGUAAUUAUGAGUGAAGGAAAGGCCCAUAUUUGUAUCAUUUCUCAACAUAUGACAUUGGAAAAACAAAAAGUUGAAAAGAGUAUUUCAAAGAAGAGAUAUUCUGCUGAAGCUCACGAAAAUGAUUUGGGUAAAUUCUUUGAGGCCAUUAUGAGAGGUAUUCAACAACAUUUUGAUUUUGAAAUUGUGAAAUGUGUCUUGUUGGCCUCUCCUGGUUUUACUAAUGAACAAUUUUUUGAAUAUAUGGUCAAGACAUGUCAACAAAAGGAAAAUAAGGAAUUACUGGCUCACAAGGAUAAAUUUGUUCGUGUUCACUCCAAUACAGGACACUUGCACUCAUUGAAAGAAGUCUUACAAGAUGAAUCUGUCAUGAAGAGAUUGGCUGAUACAAAGGCUGUCAAGGAAGUUAAGGCCUUGGAGGAAUUUUACACUGUCUUGGCUAAUGAUCCAAAUAAGGCUGUCUAUGGUCCUAAACAUGUCAUGAAAGCUGCUGAGCAUGAUGCUAUUGACACAUUGUUGAUUACUGAUGAAUUAUUUAGAUCUAGUGGUCUCAAGGAAAGAACAGCAUUUGUGAGAUUAUGUGAAAAUGUUGAAAAGACCAAUGGUAAGGUCUUUAUGUGUUCUGCCAUGCACGUUGCCGGUGUUCAGCUCAAUAAUAUGACAGGUAUUGCUGCUAUUCUGAGAUUCCCAUUUACUGCUGAUGAAGAUUCUGAUGACAGUGAUAGUGAUGAUAGUGACGAAGAAGAAAUUUAAAUUAUUUGUAAAUAAAUUCCCUAGUUAAUUAAU